AAAGAAGCAAGCACACAGUGCAUCGCACCAUCGGCAGGAACCUUUCUGACCCUCUGCUACCACAGGGCUCGGCCGCUGUCAGGAUGGGCUGGUUGAGCGCACUCUUGCUCCUCACGGUCAUUGGGGAAGUUUGGAACCUUUCUUGCCUAUGGACACGCAAGUCGACGCAGAGUGGUCUGUGCCGAGCCGAACUGGCUGAGAACAUCGUCUAUGCCAAGGUGUUGGCCGUCUACAAGAAGAAAGCCAUUACCCACAGCGAGUUUAUCAUCCCCUCCAUCUUUCCAGAACCGUAUUCGGCGGAGAUGGAACUGUUGUGUAACCCAUCUUCGCACAGUUGGCAGUUGGGGGCGACUGGGACCAGGUUUAACCUGACUGGAUUGGGCAUCGCCGAUUGUCGCAGUUACUCCCUCAACGUCAUUGAAAACAACACCUAUUAUUUCUUCGUCAGGAGGGAUGAAAAUGGCAACUUGGUGCCACAUGAAGUCAAUGAACAGGAUCCAAUUUUCUCUGACACACCCGAAAACAAGCAGAUGUUCUCUAGCAUCGUCCAGUUCUCCAACUGUGUCAGCGGCACCAAUCUUCCGACCUACUCACCCGAGUUGGAACAGCAAGAGGAUAAUCAGCCCCCCUGCUCAAUCGAGCAGAUGGCCCUUUACGAGAAGGUAGACCAGGUGCGGAUGCUCAACCAGAAAGUGAAGUCUCUGGAGAAGUCCAUCAACCAUCUGCGUGAGAAGGUGAAGGGAACUAAACGCUCACUCAGGCAGGUGAAGAAAGAAAGCUCAUGAACAGCAGCAGAACAAGGAAACAGGAAAUUUGAACGCACUGGCAAACCGAUCCUGAAACCACUGAAGAAACCAGUCAACCACAAUCUGUAACGUUGCAGACUCACUGGUUGUAAUGGUCUGGAAUUUAGAGUUGAAAUGCUUCCAUGCAUUUCACAUGGAAACUACAUAAACUUUAACAGCAAUCUAUUCUCAGUAACAUUGUAGUUGUGUGAACUAGAAAAGUAUAGUUGUGUAGCUUGGCUUUCACAUUUGCGUUAUAUUUCUCAGCCAAUUUAAGUUUAUUUUCUGUUUAUAGCAAGAGUAAUUGAGUUUAGAUAGAAGCAAGUUGAAACAGGCAUGGGACCCAAUGCAGAAAACUGGUGGAAACUUCCCUACAGUGAUUGGCAAGUUGGCAAAACUUUGGCAAGAUUCCAUAGGGAAACAAUGUUGACGUGUAAAAUAGAACAGACUGUACCAGGGCAGGAAUUCAUGAUGUAUUGGGAGGAAACAUUUAUUAGUAAGAGCAACUUUUACACAGUCCUGUCUACACUUUAGUGACCAGUUCAGUAUUUAAAGCUAAACUAAAUGGUUUGUUAAAUUUAUUCUCUAGCUCCGUCAUUGAUGGCCUCACUUCAUUGGAAGUUGAAUCAAAUCCAUCAGUUUGGUUCAUUCUUUGGAAACAUUUUAAAUUCAUGGAU
Amblyraja radiata (thorny skate) is the source of this 1462-nucleotide messenger RNA. Its product is annotated as coiled-coil domain-containing protein 3-like. The transcript has 3 exons. The record is from RefSeq and is a predicted model, not a curated record. NCBI's taxonomy places the organism in Eukaryota, Metazoa, Chordata, Chondrichthyes, Rajiformes, Rajidae. The coding region runs from base 84 to 785 and encodes 233 amino acids.